AUGCCCGCCCCGUCCCCCCUUGCCAUCGCGACGCAGUCGGUCCAGCGCCUCGUCAAGGAGCAGAAGUACUACGAGAAGGAGCUGGCCUCGCAGACGGAGCGCGUGCAGAAGCUCGAGGCGGACCAGGAGCAGAAGAGCAAGGCCCAGACCAACGGCAACAGUACUACUACAACCACAACGGCGGACGGCAAUGCCGAGUAUGUGAUUAAGCAGGAGAAGCAGGCAAUGGAAGAGACCAAGGCCGUCUUCGCCCCGCUGAAGACGCGCAUCGAGGAGGCCGUCCAGAGACUCGAGGAGCAGAUCGCGACGGCCGAGGAGAACGCCCCCACGGACGAGAUGACCAAGGCGAACGAGGCGUUGAGUCUGAGCAAGGGUGUCGAAGCUGCAUGA
Molecule: messenger RNA, 390 nt
Organism: Anthostomella pinea
Lineage: Eukaryota; Fungi; Ascomycota; Sordariomycetes; Xylariales; Xylariaceae
Source: the annotation of a GenBank genome assembly